AUGUCUGUUUUGAAUAUUCUUAUAGUUUUUUGGGGGAUUUGUUAUCUUACAGGUGUAGAUGUACUUGCAGCGGAUAACUGUCCCCCAGAGGCACCAUUUGUUAAUUGCACUGUCAGUAAUCCAUGUUCCUUCUCGGAAGCAAUAUGUCCUCAAGAUCCCACUGCUCGAUGUCGACCUGAUUAUUGCGGAGGAUGUAUAGCAAGAUUCUACGACGACCUCAAUAAUGAGCUGCACUGUGAACAAGAUUUUAAUGUUAUCUGUGAGGUUAAGAACAACACAGUCGGUUGCUUAGCACCCCCGGGGUCAACCAUGCAUAUCACAUAUGCAAAUUAUGGCAGAAAAGACAAUACAACUUGCCAACACGUGUUCGAUGACAAAGAUUAUCAUUUUGAUACUAACUGUCAAUCUGAGAAAAGCACCAUGAAGAUAGUGAAGGCCUUGUGUGAAGGCAAACCAAGCUGUCACUUACGCGCCCUCAACUCCAUAUAUGGGGAUCCUUGCCCUGGUGUCUACAAAUACUUGGAAGUGGAUUUUAUUUGCGUGUUUCAAGUUGGAAAUGCUAACAUCAACAGACAGGCCUCUGUGGUUGGACUUGUGUCAUAUGCAGUGUUGUUACUUUCAUAUAACUCUAUAAUAUGA
Messenger RNA from Owenia fusiformis, 639 nucleotides. NCBI's taxonomy places the organism in Eukaryota, Metazoa, Annelida, Polychaeta, Sabellida, Oweniidae. The record is from the annotation of a GenBank genome assembly.